Messenger RNA from Phytophthora nicotianae INRA-310, 1519 nucleotides. RefSeq lists its product as hypothetical. The record is from RefSeq and is a predicted model, not a curated record. Bases 75 to 476 code for a protein of 133 amino acids. Lineage: Eukaryota; Oomycota; Peronosporomycetes; Peronosporales; Peronosporaceae. The transcript is spliced from 3 exons.
UUCUUCAAGCGACAUUCAAGCGACAUCGGUUGGCUUGGUUGAAGUGACCUGCAUUCUAGGGAAAGGAAAGAAACAUGCCUGUGACGAGAGGUAAAGCGCGGUUGAUGGAGAGCCAGGAGGAGGAAAUGGAGCAGGAAAUACCCCAGCAGCUACCGGAGACGCAAGAUGAAGGAGAGGAUGAAGAGCAACACACUUCGACGGAAACGGAGGCGGCCGAGGUUGACUUGAAGGAGAUGGCCAAGCAGUUAACUAAGACGCUGAAGCACUUGCUGACCACGCACCAGCGACUCGAGAACGACGCGGCUAUGAUCCAGGCUGGAAUGGACGAGCUGCAUCGGAUGCAAGAAGCGCGAGCUGAACGCAUCGUCGGACGUUUGAAGAACGCCAGCUCAACGAUCCUUACCUUUGGAGACACGAGCCAAGGGGAACGCCUCGAAGACGAGGGCAACGACAACGAAGAAGAGACAAUGCACUAGCUAGCGAAGAAGGACCGUACGAUGGAGCUGCUUGGAAACGUCCUCGGAACUCAGACGUAUAUUUCCCGUCAGUCUACAUGCUUUCCGGCACGAUUCUCUACGCUUCUUCUCAGCCCGCUAUAGGACAAAAGAGUUGCAAACCACACAUCUAUCCAGGUGCCUUGCAGGGGUAUCCUCGACACGACGCUAGAAUAUCCGAGCUAAUGAGGCCAAAGCGAGCGCUUUGCACAGGAAUACCGCAUAAUUCUUCCGUGUCGCCUCAAGGUGAUUCAAGUCAGAGCUCACUUCUUCAAUGAGUCGAGGUCGUCCACGUCUUGCAGAUACAGACUCUUGUCCAUGACUGCUGCUGCCGCGUCAACGGCUGGUGAAGCCUUCUCCUCAUCAUCGUCCUCAUCCUCGCUGUGGACUGAGUAAGCCUCGUCAUCAGCAUCAGCGUCAUCACGGAACAACGACGGAUCGUAUGUGAACAGCGCGCGACCACUCACUGAAGUAACAACAGCAACAAGUGCUGGUUAGAAACACCAGAGUGUCCAACAAGCAACACGCAACAAUUGCAAACGUACUGAUGCCACGACCACCGGUCCUCUUCGCCUGUUCCUUCAGCUUCUUGGCCUCCUCAGCCUUCUUGCGAGCCAACUUGUCGGCCUUCCACUUCGCAAGCGUCUCUUCCGUGACAGGAGUACCGCCGUUGGGGCCCAACUUGGCGCGCUGCUGCUCAAUAAUUUCUUCGAUGGAGAUCUCCACGACCUUGUUGCCCUUUUCAAGUUCGCGAUCCUUUUUGGACUUGAAUACGUAGCCAGGAGGAAGCGCGUGACGGUAUCUUCACGUGUUGAGGAUAACUAGUUAGAGAACAAGAAUAAAUGACAAUAAACGCGAGCAUGGAGAUGUUUGACGCACUUGCAAGACGCGCCUCCGUUCGGGCACACCCAGAACCAGCCGUACAGCGACUUCUCGAUAGCAUCCAAGAAGUGUUUGCACACAAUUUCCGUCUGUUUUGUGUUCUUCUCGUGGUGUUUCUCGUUGACCACUUUCUCCAGUUUCUC